Messenger RNA from Durusdinium trenchii, 909 nucleotides. The record is from the annotation of a GenBank genome assembly. Lineage: Eukaryota; Dinophyceae; Suessiales; Symbiodiniaceae.
AUGCAUGGCCCGCCACUACCUCAGGCAGGUGGCAUCCGGGACCCCUUUGCCUGGAAGGAGGCCUUGACGCCAACUCCAGGGUCUCUGGCCAACUCUAGGGCCGGAUCGGUGGCAGGCUCGAACGCCAGCACUCCGCGGAAUCCCCCGACGCCGCCCUUGUCACCAGCACCAGGGCCAGGGUCAGUGGGAUCGGCACGAAGCUCGAGGAGCAAUCUCUCUGGAAGGAGCGUGGGCUCCGGGCGCUAUACCCCUACGCCCGCAGAGGCCUUCGUUUGUGGCGCCGGGCCUUACCCGGACCUCAGUGCCAGGACGUCCAACUUUUACAGCCCGGAGCAUUCCGUGCGCUCAUCGGAAUUUGGAUCACUCUACGACUCGAGUUCCGUGGGUUCAGCGCGCCUCGCGGAGCUGGGCAACUAUGAAGGUUUGACCUUCAGCCAGCCGCUGGAGAAGCGCGAGGGCCUUGGGCGGAAGCAGAAGGCGGUGAUGGCCGCGGCCUUCGAUGCGUAUGUGCAAACACAGCCGAAGCCGCCGCCACCGCCACCAUUGCCACCAGGCCCAGCAGAGGAGGAAGAAGCUUCACUAGAUCCGCGGCAAGUCUACAGCGCCGCGCGGCAUGGAAGGCAUAAGGAGGUGGAAGCCGCCCUUGAAGCUGGCUUCAACCCGGACUACACCGACUCCUUUGGAAAUUCGCUCUUCCACGUGGCGUGCCAGAACGGCAACAAGCGCAUCGCCAAGCUCGCCAUUAAGUAUGGCGGCGACAUGGAUGGGCAAAACCUCAAAGGCAACACUGGCCUUCACUUCCUCUUCGCCUAUGGCUACGCCGAUCUUGGGGAGUACUUCAUCUCCAAGGGGGCAGACCACACCAUCGCCAAUGAAAUGGGCAAGACUGCUCGCGAGGGUAUCCGCUGA